Molecule: messenger RNA, 2108 nt
Organism: Rhineura floridana
Lineage: Eukaryota; Metazoa; Chordata; Lepidosauria; Squamata; Rhineuridae
Product: E3 ubiquitin-protein ligase TRIM7-like
Exons: 8
Coding region: 136-1569 (477 amino acids)
Molecular function (GO): zinc ion binding; protein binding
Source: RefSeq, a predicted model, not a curated record
UUGGCGUUCUUGCGUUUAUAUAGUCGCCUUUUGCCCUUCUGUUGUUGCAAAUCUUGUUGCCUGGCAGUUCCUUUACUGGUUCCUUGUUUAUACCUGGCUGUGAGUUGCCUAUUUGAGCGGUCUGGUGUUUGAGGUAUGGCUGAGAGCAUCCUGAAGCAGCUUCAGUGGGAAGCAACGUGUUCCUUCUGCCGGAACUAUUUCAAAGAUCCCGUCAUUCUAGAAUGUGGGCACAUUUUCUGCCACUUGUGCAUUUUGUCGUGUUGGAAGAGUUUCUCCACCCGCUUUGUCUGCCCUCAGUGCAAGCAGGUAGCAUCGGAGGUGAGCUUCAAGCCAAGCCGCCAACUGGUCAGUGUUGUUGGGUUAAUUGAGCAGCUGAGUUACUGGGCAAAGCAUGAGGCGGCAAGAAGGGCAAAAAUAUGUGAGAUGCACCAACAGGCCCUGAGAUAUUUCUGUAAGGACAAUCAAAGCCUCAUCUGCUUGGUAUGCGACGGGUCCAUGGAGCACCAGUAUCACAAUGUUGUUCCUCUGGAGGAGGCUGCCCGGGAAUACAAGAAUUACUUUGUUAGCGGCAUCAAUUUUCUAAAAGGGGAGAGAGAAGAGGUUCUGAAGCAUCUGUCAAACACAGAAAAGCAAUGUCAAGACAUGCUUAUGCGAACGGCAGCAGAGAGGCAAAAAACAAUGGUGAAGUACCAAGAACUGCACCAGUUCCUCAUUCAUCAACAGCACUUUCUGUUGACUAAGAUGGAUGAGGUAGAGGAUGAGAUUGCGAAGAAGAGGGAUGAGCACAUGGGCGUACUCUUUGAAGAACUCUUCUCCCUCAAUCGAAUCAUUCGGGAGUUGGAGGACAAAUGUCAGCAGCCAGCAGAUGAGUUCCUGCAGGAUAUUAAAAGCAUCUGGAGGAGGCUUGGGAUGAGAAAGAAAUUUAAGAGACCAGUGGUUUACCCACCAGCGCUGAAAUGGAAUUUCUGGGAACUGUUUGACUUAAAUGCCUUUCUGGUGGGUGCUGUAAAGCAGUUUGAAGACAUUCUGGUAUCUGGAUAUCAACUGCUGAAAGCAAACGUGACUCUGGAUCCAGACACAGCUCCUCCCAAUCUCCUUGUGUCCAAGAACUGCAAAGCCUUGAGGUCGACUAGCAAACGGCAGCAUCUCCUGAAUCUCCAUAAGAGAUUUGAUGAGUGCAACUUUGUGCUGGGCUGUGAGGAAUUCACGGCAGGCAGACAUUACUGGGAAGCUGCUGUGGGGAAAGAGGAGGAAUGGGGCCUUGGGAUUGCCAGGAGGUCCGUGAGGAGAAAAGGGUUGACACUUACGAGUACAGAGAAUGGGAUCUGGGCUGUGGGGAAGUGGGGAGGGAAGUACAGGUCCCUGGGGUGCCCUUUUCAUCGCCUGGCCCUGAGUGGGGAGCUGAAGAGGAUCCGAGUGUCUCUGAACUAUGACGGGGGGCGCAUGGCCUUUUUCGAUGCUGAUAGGGCAGACUUGCUUUUUGAAUUCCCGGUGGCCUCCUUUGCUGGAGAACCUGUUUACCCCUUCUUUUGGCUGCAAAGGAAAGCUCAGAUCAGACUGCUUCCCUAAGGCAAUACAUUUACCUCAAAGACUCUUUGGGCUACAGCUUCACUAGCCUCAAUGACUCGUAUCUGUGCCUCACUUCAGCCUCCCUUUACCUCUCUUCUCUUCCUCCCUCCUGCCCCCCCCCUCAAAUAAACCCUCCAUCAGCUAUGGAGCUGCUGCUGCUGCUCAGGGAGACUGGUGUGAUAAUCCUGAGCAAAAAGUAACAAUCUCUAUUCAAAGUGGAUGUUUUGCUGCUUGCUUAAUAGAGUCUCUCAAGAAAUGGAGAGCCUUUAAAAACAAAACAGAAAACCUCCUGGAGAGAAGGGGCUCCUGAUGUAGCAAAGAAGGAGCAAGUGCAUUUGAACCCAGCUGCUCCAGGGAUGACACUUUUCUAUUUAUAUAAUUCUGCAAGGUGAUUUGUACUUGGGAGUUAAGCUGAUAUGAAUAUUCAUUCUGAAAGGCUCACUUCUGCUCACCCUUUUUUGUGUUGUGUACACAGAAUGAUUUCUGGAAUAACUUUUAAUGUAUUGAUUGAUUAAAGGUUUGUUUUUAGUUGCUUCUCA